This is a messenger RNA of Setaria italica (foxtail millet), 1373 nucleotides long. Its product is annotated as RHOMBOID-like protein 2. Gene Ontology annotation, biological process: proteolysis. The record is from RefSeq and is a predicted model, not a curated record. Bases 148 to 1122 code for a protein of 324 amino acids. The transcript is spliced from 4 exons. Gene Ontology annotation, cellular component: membrane. Lineage: Eukaryota; Viridiplantae; Streptophyta; Magnoliopsida; Poales; Poaceae. Gene Ontology annotation, molecular function: serine-type endopeptidase activity.
CGUCUCGCCGUGCUCCUCUCCUCCUCGCUCACUCCACCACCCCCACCUCCACCUCUCUCUCUCUGACUCUCUCUCUCUCUCCAUUGCCCAGCGCCCCCUCAUCCGCUUCUCGAUCCCAUCACCCUUCUCGCGGUAGCAAGUAAGCAAAUGGCGACGCGCGGGGACGUGGAGAAGGGCGCCGUGCGGAAGGAGGCCGGCAAGGUGCCGUCGUCGCUGUACCCGCAGCACGAGGGGGAGCGGGAGUGGGUGCCGUGGAUCGUCCCCGUCUUCUUCGUCGCCAACAUCACCGUCUUCGUCGUCACCAUGUACGCCAACAACUGCCCCGUCCACACCCCGGCCAAGGACGGCAAGUGCAUCGGCCGAUUCCUCGGCCGCUUCGCCUUCGAGCCGCUGCGACAGAACCCGCUCCUCGGACCCUCAUCCGCCACGCUCACCAAGCUUGGGGCCCUCGUGUGGCAGAAGGUGGUGCACGAGCACCAGGGCUGGCGCCUCCUUUCCAGCAUGUGGCUGCACGCCGGCGUCGUGCACCUGGUGGCCAACAUGCUCAGCCUCCUCUUCAUCGGCAUGCGCCUCGAACAGCAGUUCGGAUACGUGAGGAUCGGGGUGGUGUACCUCCUGUCCGGCCUCGGCGGCAGCGUGCUGUCGUCCCUGUUCAUCAGGAACAGCAUCUCCGUGGGCGCCUCCGGUGCUCUCUUCGGCCUCCUGGGCGCCAUGCUCUCUGAGCUCCUGACCAACUGGACCAUCUACACCAACAAGGUGGCCGCCGUGCUGACCCUCCUGUUCGUGGUGGCGGUGAACCUGGUGCUGGGCAUCCUCCCGCACGUCAACAACUUCGCCCACAUCGGCGGCUUCCUCACGGGGUUCCUCCUGGGGUUCGUGGUGCUGAUGCGCCCGCACUUCGCCUGGAUGGAGCGCUACAGCAUGCCCGCCGGCAGCGCCUGCACAUCCAAGAAGUACCUCCUCUACCAGUGGAUCCUCAUGGCCGUCGCCCUCGUCCUCCUCGUCAUCGGAUUCGCGGUGGGCAUGGCGAUGCUCUUCCGCGGCGCCAACGCCAACGACAGCUGCUCCUGGUGCCGCUACCUCAGCUGCGUGCCCACCUCGAGCUGGAAGUGCACCAACUGAUGAUCGAACACCACAAGACAAUCCAGAGAGAGAUCGAAUUAUUCCAACAAAAUUUUCUUCGUACAUCCAGCGUUACACAUGUAUACACACGUAUUCCUUCCGGGCACUGUAGAUAGAUAGCGUAAAAGGGAAAGGAGGCACUCACUCUUGAUGGGCUGUGAACUGUAGAGUCUUGUUGAGAUCUUAUCUCUUGUUCGUUUGAUUCAUUCUUUACAUGAUGCAAUACAAUUAUUGAGGUUUGGAAUCUCUCA